This is a messenger RNA of Haplochromis burtoni (Burton's mouthbrooder), 2558 nucleotides long. RefSeq lists its product as uncharacterized. The record is from RefSeq and is a predicted model, not a curated record. Lineage: Eukaryota; Metazoa; Chordata; Actinopteri; Cichliformes; Cichlidae. Gene Ontology annotation, cellular component: membrane. Bases 825 to 1751 code for a protein of 308 amino acids. Gene Ontology annotation, biological process: regulation of cell differentiation. The transcript is spliced from 5 exons.
ACCAGGUUAAUGUUCACUUCAACCAUUUUUAAGCUUUUAAAGUUUUUUAUCAAGCACUUCACCAUUUAUUAGACAGUAAUCCUCUUUAGCCUGAAAUGAUAAAUGCAUUUAUUCGCUGUCACUGAAUCCCCAAGUGUGCAUCCCACCAUUUAACCUUUACUCUAACUAUUUUUCAAUGGAUGCAUUUUACUAGAUUAUAUAAUAAAAGUCGAUUAAAGGAUAACAUUUAGAUUAUUUGUUGGCAACUUUGCAAAGUCAUUGCAAGUUAGUUUGCAUUUCAGCUACUAAAACCAGCUAUUUAAAACCCUGGUAGGUUCCAAUAAACCUACAAUUUUUUUAAAUGUGGACUUACUUUUUUUUAAGUAAAUGUAAGUGCAAAAAAACUAUUGUCUGAUUAGACACGGGUUGAUAAAUAUUCACAGUUUAAGAUGACAAUGCACUAAAUUGUCCCCAAAACCCCCCAAAAUGUUAUUGUUUUUAUUUUCAUGACAGCAACAAAACCUCUGGAAGAUUAAUUAUAUUGUUGGCUUACUAUUCAUGGUGUGUAUUUAAUAAAAGAAAUGGAUGUCUGGUGAUGGUUUGAUGAUUUAAAAUGACUUUCAGUUGUAAUAUCCAUUUGGUGUAUGUAAAAGCAAAUGGGUAUUAAAAACAAACAUUCAAAAACAAUCGAAUCAUCCUGAUUUACACAGUAUCUCUGCACGCACUACAGCACUCUUUCUCUCAUCACAACCCAUUUUCAUACCAUGCUGCUGAACUUUGACUCUGUGGAGCAUCCCAGCUGACUGGGGAUUAAAGCUGAGCAUUAAAAACUCACAUUGAGCCUCAUGUGCUUUUUGGCCAUUCUGUGUGCAAACAUUUCUCUCUCAGCCCGCUGGAGUCACACAUCGACUGUAAACAUGAACAUCUCGGGGAUACAUCAGGGGAUGCUCAGGAUGUAUGGUGGAUUUAUUUUCAAACAGUGGAAGAAAAGAUUUCUCCUUAUAACUGCUGAAGGCAGUCUCCUAGUGUGCCAUGAUGCAUCAUCCCCUCCCAGCCAGCUGGUACUCUUGCAAAACAGUUGUGAGGCGAUUGUGGAAGGCAAGGAGAUCUUGGACCUACCUAAAUUACCCUCUGGCGGGGGCAGAGAUUGCUGCUUUGCUCUGAUCCUGCCCCAGAAUAAGUAUCUGCUGCUGCUGGCGGAAACCUCUGCAGAGUGCAGCCAGUGGGUGAACGUGCUGAAAAAAGUGAAAAAGAGUCUCUCAUCACCUCUCAGUCCUUGCAAGCGACAUCAGAUGCCACAACCACGUAUUACUCUCCGAGAUCUUGUGCCUGAACAAAUCCUGGAUAAAGAUCCACCAACUCCACCUGUCAGCGACACAGAGUCAUCCUCCCCUGGGCCAAUGACUGGCGCUUCCCCGAAGGAGAAAGGCAGGAAUUCUUCCCGUACUAAGUAUCAUAAAGGAGGUGCAUAUUCAGCAGGCUGUUUGCGUCACGGCACUAUCAAUAAUGCCCAAGCAAUGAAGGCAGUUUAUCUGCUGAUGGGAGGGGCUGCUGCUUCCUCUGCCAUGGGUUAUUUAGGCACAUGCUCAUCUUCUAAUCUGGAAGCCAAAGCCCCGGAUCUGCCACUCUGCACAGAUUUCUCCAGCAUGGGACCAGCAGGAGGGUACCACACUGGCACUCCUGCACUCGACUCCGCCCACUUUAACAGCUUUGACUUUGAAGUGGCAGACUCUGAUUUUGACGCUUUUGAUUGUGGUGGAUUUACUUUCUAAUAAUCUGCUUGUUGGAGACUGUGGAUACGGAUAUAUUUAAUGGUACUGAACAAGUUGUUCCCACAUAUUUUGUCAAAAUGACAAAACCAUGUGAGGAUAUUUUAUUAAGGGAUCAAUAAAAUAACCCUGAAUGUCAGUCAGUAAACCUGCAAUAAUAGCAUUGUUGCUCAUGGGUGUAGUGGCAGUGAGUGUGAAUUCAACACUGACACAAAUGUGAUGUGCAUUUAGGCAAUAAUACUGAGGUUCAUCAUUUUAUUGUUGUGUUAUUUUGUCACUAUCAUUUAUCAUAAAAAACAUCAAUUACAGCAACUUUAAUAACACAUGUGACUCCAUCCUGUGGAAGAAUAUUAUUUGCUGUUUUGGUUUAAAUGUUCCUCUGUGUUUAAUGGAGGCUCUGGAUAUUAUGGGCACUAAUUGAAGACUGAUAGCAUGAUACACUUAAGUACCAUUUGUGCGUAGUGUUGAAAGAGUCUUAAAAAUUAUGUAAUAACCCAGAUUGGAUUCAAAUCCAUCUGUAAUAGAUACAUUGACCAAGGACAAACUACUAGAGCUCCUUUUAAUCUUUUUUCAGGUACUGUGUUCCUUUCGAACAUUCAGCUGUUAAUUGUCCUUGGAUUUAUGUUACAUUCAAAGUAAUUCUGUCUGAGUUCAUUUCCUUUAAAUGAAUAAAAGCUUUGUGUGGAAAUGUGUUCUACUUGUUCUCUUUGUGCAGUUAGUUACUAACCACCUAAACUGAAUUUCUUGCAAAUACUUUUAAUAAAGAAUAUCCAUUUUGCAUUCAACUGAAACCAACAAACUCAAUAAAAG